This is a messenger RNA of Papilio polytes (common Mormon), 5469 nucleotides long. RefSeq lists its product as uncharacterized. Bases 387 to 4418 code for a protein of 1343 amino acids. The record is from RefSeq and is a predicted model, not a curated record. Gene Ontology annotation, biological process: protein phosphorylation. Gene Ontology annotation, molecular function: protein kinase activity; ATP binding. NCBI's taxonomy places the organism in Eukaryota, Metazoa, Arthropoda, Insecta, Lepidoptera, Papilionidae. The transcript is spliced from 14 exons.
AUUGAACUGCAACUAGUAGUCAAUUCUGUUAAGUUUAAAUGGUCAAACAGUUGCAAGUGACCACGGUAGAUUGAAUCGCGGACCGCCUGGCGCGGAUGAAGUGGAUCACCGGAGCGCGACGAAAAGUAAUUUGUACAAAAAACUGAAUUCAACUCUCAUUGCGAAUGCUGUGUUGUUCGUGAUGUUUUGUCCGACCGCACAAUAUAUCGAUGGUCAUUGUUGCUAGACGUUUUUACGGUACUCUAACUAAACCGCGCCGGUAACGAUCAGAAUUUGCAGUGUACUUUCAGUUUUGCUUUUGGCUCGGGAAAAGUUUUCAAUAUAAACUUUAGAUAGUUUGCGGGUGCGUUAUUGUAAUAAAAACAAAAAAGUGUUGGUUUCGGAAUAUGGGAGUUUUAAAGUGGUUGCGGCGGGAACGAUAUACGGUGACAACGCAGCAAGUUGAUACAGACUCAACGGACACCCAGCCAAACACAACACAAGGCACCAUCCGCACCGAGCAAUAUAAACGGGAUUUAGCAGAGUUCCAAGCUAGAAGGUCACUCGGUAAAGAAGAACCACAGAUAACACCUAUCAGACGGAAAUGUGGACGACAUUCCCUCCCCGCCUCUUGCACAAAUUGCGUCGGAGGAGAUCCAGACACAACGUUUAAUUACGAAAAGAAUUCCCCAGCUAAAUACAAGAAACGCAACGCUAGACGAUCUAGCCUCGACGACAAACUACCUAAUAUACAGUUCCUCUUCCAAAAUCAGGUUUUCAUGCCUGGUAAUAUGUACACAGGUUCGUUCUCGGAGUCGGCGAAAGCCCGCUAUCAAAGGAGACCUCAAAGGUCAGAUAUGGAUUCCAUACAAAGGCAGAUAGAUUUCAAGGAUGAAGAAUUGAAAUCGCCUUUAUUCCUUAAGAAUAACUCUUUGCCGUGUGAUGUUCAGAAGUUUAUCGAAGGUUCGAGAAAAAUCGACGAGAUUGAUGGAAUGUCGUCGAGUCACAAUUCUGUUAGGGAAUUGAAUAAUGAUAAUAGUUAUGAUGACAAGAUGUGGGAGGUGAUGAACGAGUUGAAGAACUUCGAUCAAUGGGCUGACAACCAGCUGCAAGGGCAGUCGGCUAACACUACCAAGUCUGAUGAUUCUAAAAGUGACGUGAGUGCUUACGGCUUAGCUGUGACAAGUUCUACCAACAUGAGCGUUACGUUGGACAAGACUAGAGCAUGGAACACGGGCAAAUGGGGUCUGGUGCCCGUGCAAAUAAAGAAACUGCACGGCGUCACCAUCGACCAUGUGAAGAAGAAACAAAACACCGAAAUUAAUAUACUAAGAAAAUAUCGACACCCGAACAUAAUACUGCUAAUGGGACUGUAUUCGGAUAUUCAUAACAAUGUCAACAUAAUCUGCGAGAGAUGUAUGGACUCGCUGUAUGGGAUACUGCAUGUACAGGGUCGUAUUCUAAGUGCACAGACGUCAGUGCAAUAUGCAUUAGAUAUCGCAAAUGCUCUCCUGUUCCUUCGUAUGCAGGGUUAUGUGCAUUCACGUCUGUCCAGUGCGAGUGUACUUGUGACGUCACAAGGCACAGCCAAACUGGCUGACGUCGCCCCGUGUAUUCGAUUGAGUAACAAAAAGAGGGAAAUCAAAGAGUACGAGUUUACUCCUGAACCGCAUUAUGUUAAUAUACAAGAUACAUCAGGAUCGGCAGCGGAUAGUGAGCCGUUACUACCUCAGAGUGAAUCCGAGGUAUACCUAUCCUCUAACGCGGUGGCGCAGGAAUUGCUAGUUGUAAAAUACAAGGCGUUUAUUCCAGCGACAAUUCCAUGGAAGACAUUGAAGUAUGAGAAAUUAAAGGAGUUGUACCUUAUAUGGAAGACUGGUAUCAGGUUACCGCAGGAUGGCUCCUACCCUGGCGCGCUGCUGGCGCUGCUGCAGGAGGGGCUGCAGCUGCCAAGAGAACAGAGGAUGGAUCUACAAACCCUGCACGCCACGCUGCAAACACUUAAGAGUGACCUUGACGAUAUGGAGUAUAUCAUAAUAGCGACGAAAUUACCUAAAACAAUAUCCAACUUUAGCAACCAGAGUUGGGACACUUCUCCUACUGAUUCCGAUUGUACCAGUGCUAGGAUACACCAACAACCGCAUAAUACAUCAGAGACAGUCUCGCAAACACUAACCAGCCCAUACGAAACAUUGAGACAUGCACAAAUAGAAACAAUCAAACAACCAGAGAGUUUCAUAUCAGACGAAACGGCCACAGACAACUUACAACCAUUCCUCAAAUUCCAACAUCUACCAGAUAAUGACUUCUCAAGUGUUUGUUCAACACCAGUUCAAGCUAAACAACCAAGAGUCAAAGAAUUAGUUACACCCGUGUUACAUAAAAGUGAUUCAACUGAAUAUUGCAGUAUUCUAAGUCCAGAUACAAGAGGUUUUAAUCUAACAUGCAGUGAUACUAAAGAUAAAAGUUCAACCAAAUUAAGCCGCAGUUUUACUCCGCAGUCUUACAAACCUUUGCAUAUUAAAGUACCUGAUUUUAAAUUGGAUUCUCUUAAAGCUAUUGUCAAAGAUAAUGAUUGUAAUGAAAGAUCUUCGUAUAAUUUCGAUAUAAAACACUACAGUUUGCCCGCAACGCCUAUAGCUAGGAGUAACAAAUUGAGGAAGAACGCCUGGCUCUCUGGUGAUUUUAGUGGACAGAAAAGUGCGGAGAAAGUCCGGGAAAAUACUUCAGUCAAAGAAGCAUAUGAAAAAGAGACUCAAACAUCUCCGCUAGGGUUGGGGUCUGGUAACGAAGCGGACGCGGAAAGUUCGUGCUCGAAGCCCGCCAGCCCGCCACGCUCCCCGCCCUUCCCGCACGCCGCCUGCUCGCCUGACUCGGACCACACAACCAGAGACAGCUACACCGGACUUAAACGGGUGGAGCCGCCACUUGAUUUCCUCGCCGAAGAGCCGCGUCCUCGCGCCAGCUCGUGGUCUCUGAGGUCUCCGAAGACCAGCUCGAAGAACAAGGCUGAGGAGCUGGCCAAUGUGAACGUGAAGCCGCUGGUCGCCAUACACGAGCGAUGGAUAUAUGAAGCUAAUAGGAAGACCACGAGAUCUAUGUCACUGCCUGAUGAUAAUAAGAGUGAAGUACGUGCAAUGAAGCCGGCAUCCCACUGCGUAGCGAUGACGUCAUCAGCGAGCGCGCUGCCCCGCCCCGCGCCGCGCCCGCCCCGCGCUCCCCGCACCACUAACAAGAACGGUCAUCCAUGGGAUCAGUUAUGCCACUCGGGCGGGAUGUCGAAGAGUGUCAACUUCGCAUUCGAUACUGACAGUUGUCAUACGUGGAAGAGAGACAGCAGUAGAGGGUCUUCAAGUUCGUUUGACGUUAAAGAACCAAAGGUAGACCAGUCUACCAGCACGCGAAGUAUCGAAGAGUUCAUACGAGAACUGAUCAGAAAAGAAUUCCAGAAUCACGAAGAUUUCGAAGAUUCGACCGCGCGUGAGGAAAUACUUAACAAAGGCGUGUCGAAUGUUCUCGAAGGCUUGAAUGCAGAAACGGAACAAUCUAAGAAGGAAACCGUUAAAUCUUUUUCCAGGGUUAAAAUUAACGGUAACAAUAAACCGUUACUACAAAUAACUUUCAGUAGAUCUGGAGAGAAUAGUCUACAAGUUCUAGAUAAUUGUGUAAAUGUGACAAUAUGUGAUCCUAACCCGGGUAAAGACAAAAUCCAGGAAGAAGAGAUACCUCUCGAAGAUAUACAAGUUAAUUCGUUGAAGAGAUGCCAAGCUUUUAAUGCUAUUCAGGAAGCUCGAAGUACCGAAGACUUGUACAUAGAUGACGAUCUAUCCACACAGAUGCAAGAGAACUUUGGCGGUAAAGUGAAACUGAUCCCUCUGCAUGGCUCUUUACAUGAGAUACUCUGUGAAAAAGAGGACGAUUGCUGUCUUAUAAAAGUGAAGCAAGAAAACGGCUGUGAUACUAUUUACUUCAGAUGUGAUAAUUCCGAUACAGAAUCGAGGGACGCCAUCGAUGGUUUGAGGGAAAAUGGACCACAAGAUACAGUUGUAUUCAAACGAAGCAUAUCAUUAAUAGAGGAACGCAUACAACGUGUUAUACCCAAAGAUAAACGACCAAUAAGGAAACGUAUAGAAAACAAAGCGAGACCUAAAUCAGAUUUCUUUCCCAGAAUAACUAAAGAGAGCCGCGUUUUAAGUAAUAGUAGUCCUUCGUUGAUUAUGAAGGAUAGGAAAAAUGAGGAGGUUGAAGUGAAUAUUGAAAAUGUUAUGAGCUAUCAGGACUCAUCUUCGGACGAAUGUUUGAAAUAUUCGGAGAAUGACGACUUCGAGAUACUCGAAAGGGAGAUAGAAGAAGAUAUUGCUAAUUGUAAUUUGACUUCUUUGAAUAGUAAAUGCUUAGAGAAGAUAUCGGAAGAGAAUUUAUCCCUUAUUAAUGAUUAAAUGACAAGAGAUGACGGAAUAACUAAUAAGUGCUUUCCAGUGAUUAAUUCCAAAUAUUUACACUUUGUGCUACUUAUUUUUAAGACAUUGGCUUAAAUAAGCUAAUAUAAAGGUGCAUUGACCAAAUCAGGCUUGAAGCCUUGUCAAUUUUGGAUUUAAAAUUAUUAUGCGAUCAAAUCAUAAAAUUAAAAUAUAGUUGGCUUAUAAAUAUUUUUAUAUUGAUGUUUAAUUGUUUCUAGCCAUAUUUCUAAUAUGAUUCCGUCCAAACGGCUCUCGCAUUUAGAAAAUCCAAAGAUGUUAAUAUUUUGAUAGAAUUUUGUUUGAAGAUUCGGUAAUAUCUCGAAGAAGGGCUCGUGUGUCAACGUGAAAGCGACUUAUGAGAACUUAAUCUAAGUGAACAAUAACAUAAAGUUAGGGGUCUAUUCAACUGUCUUGACGGUUCAAUGUCAUGGUUAUACUGAAGAGCUAAGAUAUCUGAAUAUUAUUAUAGAAAAAAACAAUACGUCGCAAACGCGUUGACGCCGGGGCUAUGCCGCGUAGAUAUAAGUUGUAAUUAAUUUUUGUGGUUGUCAUUUCAUUCCCUCAUAUUUUAAGUUAAAGAUCAAGGCUAUGUGAUUUUUUAAUUAAGUAAAUUAACGUUCCACUGUUGUGAUGUAGAUGGUAGCUGUUUAAAUAUUUUUACAGUAAUAUUUUCGCACAAUUUUUUUUAAUUUACCCUUUGGUGUUCUUUAUAGUCUUAUUUUUCCUAUAAUUAAAAUCAUUUCGGUUUAGAAAUACCAAAAAAUAAUAUAAUUUUAAAUCAGCACAUAAAAAUAAAUUUAUAAAGAAUUGUUUUUUUUUUUAAUUUUUUUUAGUUUUGCAUGUUCCAAUGUAACUUUUUGAGUAGCGUAACAAAACGUUUGUCAUAUUAUUCUAAUAAAUUCUGGUAAAAAUGGCGUGUUUAUGGAAACAAAGUACGCUGGCACGUCACAAACUUAACAUUCCAAACUGUACCUCUGUUUAUUUGAUUGUAAAAAUAUCUGUUGUUCAUAAAUAAAGGUUCCACAAUUAA